Molecule: messenger RNA, 2051 nt
Organism: Exophiala mesophila
Lineage: Eukaryota; Fungi; Ascomycota; Eurotiomycetes; Chaetothyriales; Herpotrichiellaceae
Exons: 1
Coding region: 137-1045 (302 amino acids)
Source: RefSeq, a predicted model, not a curated record
AUGAGGCCUGCGCAUUGCUGUCCAAGACAAGCAAAUUCUUGGGAUUGACAGUGAAGGGUCGGUGCCCGACAAGUUGUUCUUCAGUUCCAUGUCCCACACUAGUCAUCCAUAACGAUUCCUGUCGAUCGACCGAACCAUGGCGUCGUACCUCUCCUACUUUACAUCGCAGUCCAACUCUCAACCGCCCUCGCAAAGCGGCACCCCACAGCCGGCCACCACGACUUGGUCAAGUUCGUUGUCAUCUCGCCUCGCAGGUCUACGGAAAGCCCUGACCAAAGAUUCGGAAGAGGACGAUCCAGACAAUGAGGAUUGCUCACACGUAUCCAAUGUUCUGCGAGCGUAUUAUACAGAAAAGGGACAGGCUUUCCCAGAGUGGCUUCCCCCCGACCCAAAGAAGCCGGUAGCACCACCGCCGGCUCAGGCCUCGUAUGGUCAAUAUGGAAAUGCAUAUGGCGCUGGAUACCCAAAUUCAACUACACAUGCUCGUGGUGGCUCCGGCGGCCGCAGUGGUGGGCUGUCCGAUCUGUGGGACUCGGCCCCCGCGCAAAACGCUCCUCCACCACAAGCGCCCCAAAGUCUUAGGGCAGCCAGACCUACACCCCAAUCCUUGAGGUCGAGCGAAAUGUCUCGAUCGGGCUCAGCCGGGGGUGCGCCAUCCAACAUGUACAACACCGGUCCAACAAGCAAUGCACGGCCGUUACCAAGUCAGAGAGCUGGAAGCUAUCAAACGUCCAACCCUGCCGCUACCACUCAAAGCGGGGGACUUGGGUCUCGAGACAGACUCCGAGCGCGAUUACAGGGUGGAGGAGACAGCGGAAGAAGCACUCCAUCGACAGGAUCAAACAGUGGUGGACAACCAUCUUAUGGGUCGCCAGGGGGAAGUGGAGGUGGACUGGAUCGAACCAGGUCUUCUCAGCCCUACAUCUCGGCCUCAGAACCAUGGUCUACUGGUGGUGAUCCUUACGCGCCGGGUGGAAGCUACAACGACGGAGGCCUUUCAAACAUGCAGUAUAGCAAUCGACAACGUCCAGGAGGACCAAGAUAGAUGACUGGCAGGAUCGCACCUCGCCUCUCUUCGCCUCACCUAGCUUCGCCCAUGUUACGGAAUUCCACAAGUCUCGCCGACUAGGUGACACAGCCAACAGCUUCUGUUAGCUCCGACCGGCACCGCCAGACCAGCUGUUUGGAGAUAAGGAAUGACCAUACCUUCAAUAGAGUAUCUACGUUGUACAACAAGACGUGAGGCAGGCCAUGUCAAGAGCCAAUGAGCAACCCGUGUUCCGAAGUAGCAGGGGUCACCUGUUACAAACAGAUUAUCAACAAUCCAAUUCGGAACACGCCAGUCUGGAUUGGCGUCGGCGGCUGUUAGACGAUAGCCAUGAUUGGAUUUCUUCCACUAAUUACCUGUUUACCAGGGUGGUCCAAAUGAGGAUAUUUGUGGCUGACGCCAAGGUCAAGACGAACAGCUUCGAACAAGGAGAGGACUUCGCGUCUGGAGCAGCUAACUUAGACUGUACAGAUGAAAAUGGAGUGUGGCUGAACAUGGCGCUCGCUGGAGGGGGCAGAGCCGCAAGAGCUUGGUUUCAGAAAAUAAACUGAAUGCCAGUCAUGUUUGAGAUUCCGAUAGACGCACUGUGAGUGGUUACGGCGGCUACACACGACACAGCCUGAUACGACUCUGGCGUACAGCCCGAGGCUGAGAUUUCAGCCCUGAUCUCACAAAGGACAAAAGUGAUUAUGGCCUGGAUUUGGUAAGCUGAGCCAAGCACGUGCCCAAUUCUGUAGUAGCUAGCUCAGUUUUUGGGUCAAUAGUCCGUACUUCAGAAAAAGAUACUGAGUGCAGAUUUUGGGAAAUUCAAGGUCGGCGCAGUUAGACACAGUGACUACCUUGGACUCUGGUGGACAUGGUGAAGGCGCUGACAGCAAGACUUCAACUGCUCUCAGGAACUGGACCUUCGAUCCUCGGUCUCGUCUUCCUAGCACGGUAGCCGACAUAUCCAAAGCUGGCUGACUGUGAAGCAUGCUUGAAUGACAUAUUUUGUCAAAUAGAG